UUGUGACACCCCCGCUGAUCGGCCCUGGAGGCGGGGGCCCUUUGAAGCUUCUCGGGUGUCAGGCGUCCCGUCCGGGAGGGAGCCGAAUUCCUGCAGGGGCUCGGGUGGCAGGGGGUCGAUCUGCUGACGUAGAGAGAGCGCCGUGUGGCGUUGGGGACAGCGGGGCUGGCUCAGCUCUUAAAGCUUCGCCUCUGGGCUCAGUCACUCUGAACGAAGGACAGCGGGAGCAGCCGGGCGCACUGGCCUCGCUCUAUCAACACUCACCCGUCCUUUUCUGCUUUUACAAUUUCAACCAGGACAAUUUCUCCAUGAGAAAUAAAGCAUCGGAUUCUUUUCGUUUAUUUAAUUUUUCUUCAACCGCUUCAAUUUCUUCACUUUGUGAAUUUGGACUUUUUUUUGUUUUUGUUGCACAGUUUGCGGUAUAUUUCACGCUAUUUUCGUCAUUGUUGGUGGAUUGGUGUCCCCUUGCUGGGAGAUGAGCCGUGCAGGGGAAUAAAUCUGGCUGCCAUUUUUUAUUUUGAACAAGAAGAAGAAGAAGAAGAAAGGACUCAUGUUGAGUUUCCUUCACCCAGCAACCAAAUUUUGUCCAGGAUUUUACCGAGCAUUUUGCUGACUUCGAACGUCCCGUUGAGUAUCUGAGCGCUCCAGUUCUCCUGCCCCCGGUGGGAUGAGCUCCUCGCUGGUCAGCAAGCUCGCCAAGGUCUACGACUCGAAGAUGCUGCAGCAGAAGCACGCUCCCGCCAAGCAGCCCGCCGACCCCGGGAAGCCGCCGGCCGCCACCGCCGCCGCCCGCGACGGCUCCAGCGCCAUGGAGACGGGGAUGGAGUCCCUGAGCGAGAAGAUGGACCGGCUGAUGAGCGUCCAGGAGACGGUCCUGGGCCGGCUGCAGGACAUGUCCCAGGACGUGGAGGCCCUCAGGGGGGGCCGGGACGGGGACGGCGGCGGCGACGUGACCGGGUUGUGCCGGGAGAUGAGCGCCAUCAUGUCCGCGGUGAACCAGCGGUCCGAGCAGCAGAGCAGCAAGCUGGAGGGCGUGGAGAGGCUGGUGGUGGGCAUCCAGCAGGUCAUCGGCUUCAUCGGGGAGACGGUCAAGGGCUCCCGGCUCAUGGAGCUGGUCUUCAACAGGCCGCCCGCCGCCCGCAAGGCGGAGAAACCCGCCAAACCCGCGGCCAAGGAGAAACCCCCCAAACCUGCUGCCAAGGAGAAACCCCCCAAACUCACGGCCAAGGAGAAACCCACCAAACUCUCUGCCAAGGAGAAACCGGCCAAACUUGCUGCCAAGGAGAAACCCACCAAACUCACGGCCAAGGAGAAACCUGCCAAACCUGCUGCCAAAGAGAAACCUGCCAAACUCACGGCUAAGGAGAAACCUGCCAAACUCACGGCCAAAGAGAAACCUGCCAAACCUGCUGCCAAAGAGAAACCUGCCAAACUCGCUGCUAAGGAGAAACCCUCCAAACCAGCUGCCAAGGAGAUAUCAAGCAUUAUGGACAAACCUGUCGAACCCAUUUCGCAGGAGAAACCCACCAUGUUCGACGACAAGGGCAGAAAAGCGCACAAGAGGAAGUCACUCAUCGACAUGCUCAGAGAGCAGAAGGGGAAGGACGUGAAGGAGAAGGCUCGCUCGGCCUUCAAGGGACUCAAGUCCCAGAAGAAGAAGAAGCCGCCAGAUGCAGACACCGUCUCCCUGAGGAAGCAGGCCUUGCUGCUGGAGGAAGUGCAGAAGCUCAACCAGCAGAAUGCGGAGCGCUCGGGCCGCCGGGACACCCCCGAGCCACAGGGGGGCGCCGUUGCCACAGCGGGAGAGCGGGCGGAGGUCGCCGCUCCGCCGACCGGCUGGCCUUCAUCCUGGGCACGCCGCGCGCACCCGUGGCCGAGCCGGAGGACAGCGAGGAGGAGGAGGAGGAGGAGGCCGGAGGCCCAGGAGGCGCAGGUCUUCAGUGAGGAGCAGACGGAAGAUGGAGAUCAGCUGAAGGACGAUGAAGUCCCUGGGGCAGAGGAGGCAGAAGAGGAGGAGGAGGAGGAGGGGCAGAAGGAGGCAGAGGAGAUCCCCACAGAUUCAGAGGUGACUGAGACAGAGGAAGUCCCCCCAGCCCCUGAGGACAUGUCGAGUGGAAUCAGCCCCAGUGUCCACGAGAGUUUCGUUUCCUCCAGCUGUGAGGACCCGGAGGUGGGCGUGGCCAGCAGCAAGCGGAGAGUGACCCAGGAGGACCUGCUGAAGGACGACUUGAAGAAGAGCCGGGUGGAGGAAGGUGAGGCCGAGGAAGAGGAGGGUGAGAGCGCCGCCCAGCCCGAGGGCGGAGAGGAGGAGCCUGUGCCGGAGAAGAAGCAGGAGGAGGAGGAGGAGGCGGAGGAGGUCAGCGAGCCGCCAGCCGAAGAGUAUGUCAUUGACUGCAGUCCUCCUCCUCUAGCCCCCUUUGAGCACCGGAUAGUCGCGGCCAAACCGCACACCAUCUCAAAUUUCUACACCAUCAACCGCGAGGAGAUCCUGGGGGGAGGUCGUUUCGGCCAAGUUCAUAAAUGUGUUGAAAAUUCAUCGGGGCUUACCCUAGCUGCCAAGAUCAUCAAGGCCCGGAGUCAGAAGGAGAAGGAGGUGGUGAGGAACGAGAUCCAGGUCAUGAACCAGCUGGACCAUGCCAACCUGAUCCAGCUGUACGCUGCCUACGAGUCCCGACACGACAUCAUCCUGGUCAUGGAGUAUGUGGACGGAGGCGAGCUCUUCGACAGGAUCAUCGACGAGAACUACAACCUCACCGAGCUGGACACCGUGCUCUUCAUCCGACAGAUCACCGAGGGGCUGCAGUACAUGCACCAGAUGUACAUCCUGCACCUGGACCUGAAGCCGGAGAACAUCUUGUGCGUGAGCAGGUCGACGAACAAGAUCAAGAUCAUCGACUUCGGCCUGGCCCGGAGGUACAAGCCCAGGGAGAAGCUGAGGGUGAACUUCGGCACGCCCGAGUUCUUGGCUCCGGAGGUCAUCAACUACGAAUUUGUCUCAUUCCCCACAGACAUGUGGAGCCUGGGAGUCAUUACCUACAUGCUGCUCAGCGGCCUGUCGCCCUUCCUCGGCGAGGAUGACAACGAGACGCUGAACAGCAUCCUGGCCUGCCAGUGGAGCUUCGAGGAGGAGGAGUUCGCCGACAUCUCCGAGGAGGCGAAGGACUUCAUCACCAGGCUCCUGGUCAAGAGCAAGAGUUGGAGGAUGAGCGCCACAGAGUCACUGAAACACCCCUGGCUGUCCGACCGCAGGCUUCACUACCGGCUUCAGCAGAAGGGAAACAAGUGCCAUUCUACACACGCCCCCCCUCCUGAGAGCUAGGCAGAAGGGGGAGCCAAACUCAACAGCUCUUUCAGAGGGCGUCUGAACGAAGGUGCUUUGUGAUGACACAGGCUGUGGCCAAACCGGACCAAUGCUGCUGUCCCUGCAUAAUCACUGGGCUCAUUGCUCUUUCUGUGUGUGUGUGUGUGUGUGUGUGUGUGCUUGAGUCAGUGCAUGUCCAAGGGAGGGAAUAUCAAUCAGCAAAAACAUGAAAUGUUUCCACCUUUAUCCAACAUAGUGUACAACCCCUGUUUCACCUGUCACUCUCACCACACACAAUGCAUAAAUUUACUACAUCUUAAAUAAUCAUAUACUACAUUUUGGCACAUCAGACAGAAACAUAUGAAAGCAUUUUUAAAGCUAGUUUGAAUUUGAGGAGAUCCUAUCAUGCUAACUGAGUGAAUAGUGUUAUCAGUAUCAUUAACCUUUAGCUUUGGUGUGCAUUUUGUUAUUGGGGUGUGCUCUGUAGGAAAACCGUUAGGUUUUUACAUUUGAUAUUUCACUCGCUCUCACUGGCCUAAGUAGACCGUCUGAGCCGUUAUAUCCGUUAUUGUUUAUUCCGCGUGCCAGUCACAGGGUCACCGCUUUGAUUUACGAUGACCUAGAGCGCCCUCUGGAGGCGCUUAGGUGAAGGUUCAGUGGAUUUAGUAUAGCCUUGGAUACAGUGUACUGUCAAAAAAAACCCCAACAACCAGCAUCCAGUGUUGGUAAGUAGGGUGUCCGCACAAUUCUGUAGUAUUUCUGAUUCAUGCUUGUAGUUUAUCUGCUCUUCAUGGCUGUUCUCAAGUCACUCCUCUUUUGUGCCCUUAGAUUUAAGCAUUCAUUUAUUUUCUGCUGAUUAAAAAAAAAACAAAAAAAAACUUGAGAACAUUAAAUUAACAGAAUUUAAAAAAGAUUUAUUCUACAUCAUUAUCUUUGAAAAGAAAGUUAUCACAGAUAAUUUAUUUUUAUGAGCUCUCAAGAGAUACUCCUGAAACUACUAUAUUCUCGUGUUAUUUUUGUUUUGUGAAGUGAUUGGGUGUAAUCAGAUAUAAUAAGCUUCAAUGCGCACUUUAUCAUGUCUGAAGGAUCACAAUGCUAUGAGAAUAGCACUCUUUGCGAAAAACAGCCACCAUUUGAUUUUUUAAAUGAUAUAUAUUAUAGGCCUGAAAUCCAUUUCAGCCUGUCAAUAUAUGAAUAGUUUUGUAUUUGUUUCUACUUAAUAUUAUUACAUUUUAAGUCUUACAAAAAACAUUUUCUUCUGUUUUAAUUAAUUUUGUGAUGGUAAUACAAAAUUGAAUUGAAAUUAUAUGAAUUUCUAUAAACUAUCCAUAAUUUGACUGAAAUUUAAACAGCCUUAGUUUAUCUUGUCUUAUUUCUUGCUCAUUGAAAAUGCCAGAUGAA
Messenger RNA from Anguilla rostrata (American eel), 4702 nucleotides. It is a transcript of the gene mylk4b, whose product is annotated as myosin light chain kinase family, member 4b. The record is from RefSeq and is a predicted model, not a curated record. Gene Ontology annotation, biological process: protein phosphorylation. Gene Ontology annotation, molecular function: myosin light chain kinase activity; ATP binding. Lineage: Eukaryota; Metazoa; Chordata; Actinopteri; Anguilliformes; Anguillidae.